AUGCGUCUGCUACACUACAAUACCGAUGGCGGGUUCAGCCUGGCCGAGUUCUUUGAAGGCGACAUACCCAAGAAGUAUGCUAUACUUUCACACAGAUGGGGAGCAGAGGAGGCCACUUUCAAGGAUCUAACAGACGGUACGAGCAAAGGCAAGGCUGGGCACGGCAAGAUACAGUUCUGCGGAGAACAGGCAAGACGUGACGGCUUACAAUACUUUUGGGUGGACACCUGCUGUAUCGAUAAAUCCAAUGCUGUCGAGCUUCAGGAAGCUAUCAACUCGAUGUUUCGCUGGUACCAGAAAGCGACUAGAUGCUAUGUCUAUUUGUCUGAUGUUUCGAUACGAAAGCGGAAAGCAAGCGAUACGUCUGCCGAGUAUACUUGGGAAUCUGCUUUGCGAGCAAGCGAAUGGUUUAAACGAGGCUGGACUCUGCAAGAGCUUAUUGCGCCGGCAUCAGUCGACUUCUUCUCUAAAGAAGGAGAGCUAUAAGGAAAUAAGGCCUCCUUAGAACGAUACAUCUGCGAGGCAACAGGCAUUCCAGCCAGGGCUCUUCGAGGGAGCCCUUUGUCUGAUUUCAGCGUUGAUGAGCGAUUAUCGUGGGCAGCAAGUCGUGAGACUUUUCGCCAGGAAGACAAAGCAUACUCACUACUUGGCAUUUUUGAUGUCAAUAUGUCGCUCAUCUACAGCGAAGGAAAGGAAAAUGCGUUGAGACGGCUAAAGAAGAAGAUCCAGAAAUUGCAGACAGGUGAAUACCUAAUAAAUCGCUUCAUUAUUAGCUAUCUACUAAUCACUUUUUAAAAGGAGACGAGCAGAAUCCACUUGACCCUGAAAGCCAAAGUUGUAUACAAGACCUGCGGAUAACAGAUCCCCGGGAGGAUAAGAAGCGGAUUGAAGACACGAAGGGCGGGCUACUGCGAGACUCUUACCAAUGGAUCCUUGAACAUCCCGAUUUCCAGCAAUGGCGCGACGAUACACAGAGCCGGCUACUCUGGGUCAAGGGUGACCCUGGUAAAGGUAAGACGAUGCUUAUUAGCGGCAUCCUCGAUGAAUUGAGCCCUUCGACGAAGCUAAGAGACAAAGCGGCAACCACACUAUUGUCGUACUUCUUCUGCCAGGCUACCGAUGGCCGCAUUAAUAAUGCGUCAGCCGCGCUCCGCGGUCUUAUCUACCUACUCAUCGACCAGCAACCAUUGCUCAUCUCGUAUGUGCGGAAAAAGUACGACCACGCUGGCAAGGCCCUUUUUGAAGAUCCAAACGCAUGGGUUGCAUUAUCCGAAAUCUUCACUAGCAUUCUACAAGACCCAAGCUUGACGAGCAUCUAUUUGAUCAUCGAUGCGCUCGAUGAAUGUAAAGCAAAUCUUGACCAGCUUUUGGAUCUAAUUAGUCGAACUGCCUCAACAUCCACUCGCGUGAAAUGGAUUGUAUCAAGCCGUAACGAACCUAACAUUGAGGCGCGGCUGAGACUUGAUCAUACGCAGACGAGGCUUAGCCUUGAGCUCAACAAGGAGCAUGUCUCUCGCGCUGUCCAGUUGUUUAUCGAUUUCAAGGUUUCCAAACUCCGACUUAUUGAGGACGACGGCGAGCUACAGGAGAUAAUUCGAGGUCAGAUAUACGAUAAGGCCAAUGGGACAUUUCUUUGGGCAGCUCUUGUCUUAAAGGAGCUUGAGCCCGUAGAGAGCUGGGACGUGCUCGAU
Messenger RNA from Hymenoscyphus albidus, 1691 nucleotides. NCBI's taxonomy places the organism in Eukaryota, Fungi, Ascomycota, Leotiomycetes, Helotiales, Helotiaceae. The record is from the annotation of a GenBank genome assembly.